GGCAUGGUUCAUCUCGCCCGACUCUUUGAAGAAUGCAAUGCAAGAGGUGCUCUCGCCCGCCAUUCAUAGUCUCGCCGCCGACAAAUGCCCACUUGAUACGCCCCUCUCGUGUACCAAUUCUACGCCAGUUGCUGAUUCCUGCUGUUUUGAAUACCCAGGAGGAGUUCUCUUACAGACACAAUUCUGGGACUACUCCCCGCCAAUUGGGCCCAGCGACAUGUUCACCUUGCACGGGCUCUGGCCUGACAACUGCGACGGCUCCUUUGAGCAGUUCUGCAACAACGAUUUGAACAUCAAGAACGUCCGUGAGAUUAUGACGCGCUUCAACGAGACAGAGUUAUUGGCCAAAAUGAGCCAUGUGUGGAAGAACUUCAACGGCAACGACGAGCUGCUCUGGAUCCACGAGUUCAACAAGCACGGCACAUGCAUGUCCACCAUCAAUCCACAAUGUUACGGGAACGACUACCAGAAGGACCAGAACGUGGUGGAUUUCUUCAAAAUUUCGGUAGAGUUGUUUGAAAGGCUUCCGUCAUACAAGUGGUUGGAAGAGGCUGGAAUCGUCCCCUCAGAGACCCAAACUUAUAGCAAGCAGGAAAUCGAAAAGGCCUUGUCUGACAAAUUUGGUGAGGAUGUGAGAAUCGGGUGCAACCGGUACCACGCGUUGCAGGAGAUCUGGUACUUCUACCACGUCCAAGGCUCGCUUUUGGGGAAGAAAUUUGUACCGAUUUCGCCGUUGGCAGGUUCAUCCUGUCCCAACGAGGGCAUUAAAUUCAUGCCGAAGGGCUGGAAGGCCCCAGCACCGACCCACACCCGUCCAUCUCAGCCAGUUCCAACUGGCGACGGCACCCGCGGAUACAUUAAGUUAACUAACCAGAGAGGAUGCCUCAUCAGCAACGGGAAGUGGUAUGCCAGUGGCUCCUGUGCGGCCUUCUACGUGAUUAAAGCUCCGUUCGGCGGCUAUAGCUUAAAGUCAUCGAAGGGCUUCUGUGGCAUUAAUGGGUUGGGCGAGUUAACCUGCAACCGGUUCGUUGACGCCUCACAGUAUCAGUUCCUGUACGAUAAAGAACUGAAGUUGAUCACGUACGGUGGGAAGGAUAACUGGAGUGCGGAGAAACAGCCCAGCAAGUUCAAGCAAAUUGGAGUGAAGCCAGGUAACAGCGGCGACAUUGUCUUUCAGCUCAGAUUUGACGCCUUUGGAGGGUAGGCGUAGUAGACG
Messenger RNA from Babjeviella inositovora NRRL Y-12698, 1216 nucleotides. Its product is annotated as T2 family ribonuclease. Bases 38 to 1204 code for a protein of 388 amino acids. The record is from RefSeq and is a predicted model, not a curated record. Gene Ontology annotation, cellular component: extracellular region. Gene Ontology annotation, biological process: RNA catabolic process. NCBI's taxonomy places the organism in Eukaryota, Fungi, Ascomycota, Pichiomycetes, Serinales. Gene Ontology annotation, molecular function: RNA binding; ribonuclease T2 activity. The transcript has a single exon.